UCGUAACCUAGCAACACAGGGGCCGCCGACUUGAUUAACUGUGGGCAAAGAAACUUGCGUUUUGAGACGCAGGACUACUGGAGACUGUGAACUCCAGGAGAGCCUUGAGUUGGCUGCCACCUGAGGGCCAGGUUCUACAGAGGCAAAGGCUCCAGAGAUGACCUUGGACCUCUUAAGCAUACCCCCUUCCUACCCCAGACUGGCCAUCCAGAGAAUCCCACUGAGGACCGGUAUAGUCCCGGCCGAGCCGAUGAAGACCUUAGCUCCAUCCAAAUCCAAGCUGAACACGAUUGAGGCCAAAAGGAUCAUGUCAGUCCUGGACGAGGCCAUAUACAAGGUAGAGCUGAUAACCCUGAUGUCCUACAUGGAGUCCCACCCAGAGGUUCUGGAGGACAUGCUGCCCAAGGACUUUGCGAGAGCCAUAAGAGAGCAUUUGGACAUUGGCCAAACCCUGGUGGAGCGGGCCAGCAUCCUGCAGAGGAAACAGAAACACCUGGAAGAAGAGGAAGAGCCCGAGGAAGCCUGGAGCCGGGAGCGCCUCAUGUCCAUAGAGCUACACAAGACCAGCCUGUGGCCACUGACACACCAGUUCCGAGACUCCACCAAGACUGUCCUGAGGCUCCUGCUCAGCGAGCCCCAGCUCACCAGGCAGCUACAGACACAGGCACCGGGCAGGAGCCCAGGGGCCCAGUGCCUCCUCGACGGCCUGGUGGAGCUCCGAGGUUUCCUCUUCGAGAAGCUCCUCACCAGCCCCAUGGAAGUAAGGGAGAAGAACCAGUUCAUACAGGACAUCAGCCGGAGGAGCGAGAGGAACCAGGAGGUCAUCGAUGGCCUCCAGGCGGAGCUGGCCGACGUGCUGAAGAACAAGGAGUCAGAGGUGGAGAAGGAGAACUAUGUGAUCCAGGAACUAAAGAACCAUCUGCACCAGGUGUUCAAGUUUUCGGAGAACAGCCUCCUCCGCACGAAGCAGGAGGCGGAGAAGCAGCAGAAGGUGGAUUACCGGGCCUCCCAGGCCAGGCUGGCCAAGACGCAGCAAGACAUCCUGGCGCUUCGCGCACAGUACCACAACCUGGUCAUGGAGAACCGGGAGGCAGAACAGGCGCUGAGGAAGAAAAAAUACAAAGUGGAGACAGAAAUCGAGAACUGGAUCCAAAAAUAUGACAUGGAGAUGAGCGAGAAGCAGGACGAAUACGAGGACCUGGAGAGCAUCCACAAGGAGGAGAAGAUGCAGCUGGAGGAGCUGAAGGAGAGGCAUGCGGUGCUGGUGGAGGAGUUCUCCCAGAUCCGCGCCGAGAGCGAGAUCAAUUCCAAGAAGCGGGUGGAGGCGGAGCGCGAGAUGGUGCGCAUGGUGAGAGCCGCCACGCUCAUCCAGGCCGUGUGGAAGGGCUACCUGGUGCGCUCCAUGCUCAGGUCCAAGAAGAAGAAGCGGGGCAAGGGCAAGGGCAAAGACAAGGGCAAGGGCAAGGGCAAGGAGAAGCCCAAGGAAGAGAAGGGCAAGGAGAAGAAACCCAAGGCCAAAGGCAAGAAGAAGUGACCGCUGCCUGGUCUGGCCCCGCCCCUGCCCAGCUUCAACCACGCCCCACCCAGUCCCAACCAUGUCCCCGUUCUGCCCCAGCCCUUCCAUCCCUGCCCUUAAUGAUGGCUAAAAUUAAAAA
Molecule: messenger RNA, 1655 nt
Organism: Grammomys surdaster
Lineage: Eukaryota; Metazoa; Chordata; Mammalia; Rodentia; Muridae
Gene: Drc10
Product: IQ motif containing D
Exons: 5
Coding region: 158-1534 (458 amino acids)
Molecular function (GO): protein binding
Source: RefSeq, a predicted model, not a curated record